This is a messenger RNA of Ochotona princeps (American pika), 2096 nucleotides long. RefSeq names its product synaptoporin (gene SYNPR). NCBI's taxonomy places the organism in Eukaryota, Metazoa, Chordata, Mammalia, Lagomorpha, Ochotonidae. The transcript has 6 exons. The coding region runs from base 225 to 1082 and encodes 285 amino acids. The record is from RefSeq and is a predicted model, not a curated record. Gene Ontology annotation, cellular component: synaptic vesicle; synaptic vesicle membrane.
CUGGACGCGCUGUGUUCCCGGAGCGCACGGCCGGGCGCGGCGGCGUUAGGCAGCUGGCGCUGGGCAGCUGCUUCUCCCAAGUGCCCUGCCGGCGCUUAGUUGCUCCGGGGUCUUGCUCCACCGUCUUUUCCUAGGGGUCUUGUGACCCUGAGAACGGCGGAGUCCAUCCAAGUUCAUUCUCAGUGGGAACCGGCAACUGAGAAGCCCGAACGAGAGGGCGAGCUAUGGAUCCCGUGAGUCAGCUGGCCUCAGCGGGCACCUUCCGGGCGCUGAAGGAGCCUCUUGCCUUCCUGCGAGCGCUGGAAUUGCUUUUUGCAAUCUUUGCAUUUGCAACAUGUGGUGGCUACUCUGGAGGCCUGCGGCUGAGUGUAGACUGCGUCAACAAGACGGAGAGUAACCUGAGCAUCGACAUCGCCUUUGCCUACCCGUUCAGGUUGCACCAGGUGACGUUUGAGGUGCCUACCUGCGAGGGAAAGGCACGGCAGAAGCUGGCAUUGAUUGGCGAUUCCUCAUCUUCGGCAGAGUUCUUCGUCACUGUGGCUGUCUUUGCCUUCCUCUACUCUCUGGCCGCCACUGUCGUGUACAUUUUCUUCCAGAACAAAUACCGAGAAAACAACCGGGGUCCAUUCAUAGACUUCAUAGUCACUGUAGUCUUUUCCUUCCUGUGGCUGGUGGGAUCAUCAGCUUGGGCAAAAGGACUGUCUGAUGUCAAAGUCGCUACAGACCCCAACGAAGUCUUGUUACUGAUGUCAGCUUGCAAACAGCCCUCCAACAAAUGCAUGGCUGUCCACAGCCCUGUCAUGUCCAGCUUGAACACUUCCGUGGUCUUUGGAUUCUUGAACUUCAUCCUCUGGGCUGGAAACAUAUGGUUUGUUUUCAAGGAGACCGGCUGGCAUUCCUCCGGGCAACGCUAUCUUUCUGACCCCAUGGAGAAACACUCCAGCAGCUACAGUCAAGGUGGUUACAACCAAGACAGCUAUGGAUCCAGUGGUGGGUAUAGCCAGCAGGCCAAUCUGGGGCCAUCUGCAGAUGAGUUUGGCCAACAACCUGCUGGUCCCACUUCCUUUACUAAUCAGAUUUAACAAACAGCAUUUGUAUUCUGGAGAUAGGGUCACCACUUUCCAUUUUAGUGGCAGAAGAAUUUUUUUAAAGAGUUCUGAUCAAUUAUUAAUGCAGAGUGUUGCAUAUAAAUCAGAGAUCUGUGGUCUUCCUCAUUAAGGCAGAAAGGCCUGGGUGGUGAUAAAUGGUACUUAGAGGUGAGAUGACAUAAGGAAAUAUAUUAUUCAUCAUAGAGAGCUAAUUGGAGAGAAUACCUUGUUAUAUACACAGAUACUUUUAUGGUCGUUUUGUAUGUGGUAGAGAUAGUAAAAGCAUUUUGUAGCUUAAAUUCUCUAGUAUGUAAUAUGCAUAAAGCAAAUUAAAUAACACUAAGGUUUCCUAUGCAUUUUCAUGCAAAAGGUGUUUUAAAUGAUUCCUAGAAGAUAAUUUGGUGUCGCGCAAUAUGCAUGCAUUAUUUGUUAGGUUUAGGCCCUGCAGCAUUGUGCAUCUCUAAAUAUUUGUUUCAGACAGUUACUCUAUUUUUUUUUACUUGAUAAAUCAAUGCGUUGAUGAUUUAAUGCAUGAAUAAGUGUUUUCUCACACAAUGAACAUUUGAAGUAUGUUUAUUAAAAUUUUCCAGUUUGCACCAUGAAUUUGUUAAAUGGAUGUUUAAGGAAAUAUAUUCACUACUUUGUAUUCUUUACAAAUUGUCUCUCUGGCUUUAUCAAGUUUUGAAUGCACUGUAGCUAAAGUUUGGGAGAUUUUGUCCUAUUAGUAGAAAUACAAUGAUUUAUAUAAAUAUGUAUUAAAUGCCCACUAUUUAUUCUAUUUACUUAGCUAAGUGUUUACACUCUCGUAACUUUCUAUGGUGUUUUUGUGGAUUUUAUUCUGGGACCAUAAAAUUGAAGGUCCAGGAAUUGUUCAUGUUGUUGUAGUGCUAUUUCUUAGAAUGAUGGAAAUACAGAUGCAAACAGCGUGGUCAGCACAACGCUGUGAGGAAGCAUUAAUCCAGGAAGGAUAUUGUAUAAAAUCUACACUACCAGCCAAACCUCUAAAUU